This is a messenger RNA of Caretta caretta (loggerhead turtle), 2398 nucleotides long. RefSeq names its product mediator complex subunit 22 (gene MED22). Gene Ontology annotation, biological process: regulation of transcription by RNA polymerase II. The record is from RefSeq and is a predicted model, not a curated record. Gene Ontology annotation, molecular function: transcription coregulator activity. Gene Ontology annotation, cellular component: mediator complex. NCBI's taxonomy places the organism in Eukaryota, Metazoa, Chordata, Testudines, Cheloniidae.
AAAAAUGUGCUCGCUCAACUCUACUUGAAACAGGUCCUAAGCCGGGGCAAAGGACUGGCGUCUGCAGCAGCCAACCACCGGCGAAGAGGCGGCCAAUCUAGGGGAGGCGGGCGUGCUGAUGGCCAGCGGGGCUUGCUCGCCGCGAAGCCCGGGCUGAGAGCAGCCGUGCUCGGGGCAGGUGGCGCCCAGGAGCGGGCAAUGCCCUGCGUCGCUCGCUGGUUACAAUCUAAUUUAACACAAUGUCACAACAACGAGUCCUGCCUCAAAGUAAAGAGACCCUCCUACAGUCCUACAACAAGAGGCUGAAAGAUGACAUCAAGUCAAUCAUGGAUAACUUCACAGAGAUCAUCAAGACUGCUAAGAUUGAAGAUGAAACCCAAGUCUCUCGAGCAACCCAGAGUGAGCAGGACAACUAUGAGAUGCACGUCAGAGCUGCCAAUAUAGUCCGAGCUGGCGAAUCCCUGAUGAAGCUUGUGUCUGACCUGAAGCAGUUCUUGAUUCUCAAUGACUUCCCCUCCGUGAACGAAGCCAUUAACCAGCGUAACCAGCAGCUGCGGAGCGUGCAGGAAGAGUGUGACAAGAAGCUGAUCUCGCUGAGGGAUGAGAUUUCCAUUGACCUGUAUGAACUAGAAGAAGAAUAUUACUCUUCCAGGUACAAAUAGGGCCAUGGACUCCCAUGUACUAACAAGCCUCCUCUUGUCUCCAGCCCUUUCUGAGAAACAGGAUAGGAGAGCAGAUUGUCCUUAAGACACAAGCCUAAAUGGAUAUUUCCCCUUAAAAUUCACACCUGUUUUUAAUUAGAUCAAACUUGUCUUCUGCAACCUAAAACAAGCUAUCGAGAUGCUAAGCAGUCAGGCUGAUAUGGGGCAGAGCCUCUUUGUGUGCUCUUUCACAAGUGUCUUAAACUACAUAACAUGCCUAUUCCUUGUAGCUCACCCCCACCAACUGUCUGAAAUCUGUUUAAAAUGAACUAAAGGGACAUCAUCAAGUAGCUUAGAAUCGACAUUUUUCUAUCUCUAGCAGGGUGAGAGGGUUGGUGGUUUUUUGUAAAAACUUACCACUAAUGUAUCUUUUGUGAAAUCUUUUUAAAGACUUUCAAUAGAACAUAGGUUCUGGUGGAUACAACUUUUUUUCCCUCCUAAUAUUGUUGCAACCCCCAACAUCACUAGUUAAUGAGGUCCAGUAAAUGAAAGUGACCAGAAUCCGAUCUGAAAGGGACUGGUUUGGUUGCACUGUCCAAGGUCAGUGAAAUGCAACAAAUUCUAAUAAUUACAAGCCACAUCUAAACACCAUAGACAAAUUAAUCAACAGCAUAAAUGGUAAAAAGCAAACUAGCUCUUUAAACUUCUUUCACUUUUAAUAAGCUUUGAUAAGAUGAUUUUUUUUUUAAUUUUAUUAUUUUUUAAUUCCCUAAAAUGUUUAGUGGUAGCUACAGAUGCUCAAUUCAACUGGAAUUUAGAAAAUCAGGCCAUCAUUUACUGGUAAUGCAGGUAUUUUAGAAAUAAAAGUUAGCCCAACAGUGUCCCUUUAAAAUUGAUGCAUUAUUUUAAGAAAAUUUACCUUUCAUAGCUGCGAAAAGGAGAGCAACAAUUAUAAAAAGAUGUCUUAGGACAGUGAGAGGCCCACUAAAUAUUUUGGAGAUGAGUGGAAAGGAAGUUGAGUAGGGUUACACAAUGCUGACUGAUCUAAGCAAAAAUUCUGGUCUUAACUGGGGUCAGGACUUUAUUAUUUCAUAACUUGAUUGGACAGCAAAGCAGUCGAUGUUGUCUAACAGGGGUGUGUGCAGUUAUGGUGACCCAAAUGUGAGCCUGUGAUGUGUGUUUGUGGUAUUGUAACCAGACACUCUGGCAUGUACACUUGUGGUUCUAAAAUGGUUAUUUUAAUCUUUGGACCAAUGGGUUCUGACCAUGCUAGUGUGGUCUUUUAUCUACCUAGCUCUGAAACUGCACUAAGCAAUCAUUCCUAGCAAAACUACUGUCUAAGCAGGAGUGGGGGGGAGGGGAGGUUGUCCCUUCCCUCCCCCCGUUGUACCAAAUCAAUCCAUUCUUCUGUUUCUAAUAUGAAGUGCUCGUUUGGUGAGAAAUCUUGCCUAGAAUAUAGAGCUAUGCUCUCUUUAAUGACGCCUCAUGUCCUGUAGCUGCACCUAGUGUUUUAUCCACUGGUCCUUGAGCACUUAUUUCCUUUUCCUUCAUGUGCCAUCGGCUACAGGUUUUAACCAAUCUUUAUUUCUGCACCAAAGAAACAUGUGAGUGUUUAAAUAGAAACAACAAGUGGCUUAUUCAAAGUACUUUUAUAAAUGGUCAUAAGGAUUUUUUUUAACAGAAUUUUACUGUCUGAUGUGGAGAAAGGGGUUUCUAUUUUGUAUUAAAGCACACAUGGCUGUAGGAUGUUAAUUGUG